AUGAAAAGAAAGGGAAUUAAGAAGGCAGUUAUUAGAAACUCUGCAAGACUAAUGCAACAGAAUAAGGAGGCUACUGCUGCAUCUGGAACACGAUCCUUGCUCAAUGAGAGUGAUGAAGAAUCUUUCAGUCCAACCAUGUCAUUCCAUAGUAGUGAUAGUGAUAAUGUGUCUUUGGUUGAUAGUGGUGAAGAGGCUGAGGUAGAGGAUGGAAUUAGGAUGGAAGAUGUUGAUGCAGGUCAUUUUGAUCCAUUUGAAGGACCAGUUUGGGAUGAUCAAUGUGAUGACUUUGAUAAUAAUUUGACUAAGUUGUAUAAGAAAGGGGAAUUAUACACAGACAAAGGUUUUGGGAACAUUAUGAUUAAGGAGUGGCAAUUGUUUACAGAUAAGCAACAUUUGAGGGAUGUGAUUAGGGAUUAUUGCAUACAAUCUGGUUUUUCAGUGAUUGUUGAUAAAGUAAAUUGUGAGUGGAGAUUGCAUGCUUCUAGGCUGCCUGAUGGUGUUACUUGGGCUAUCAAAAAAAUUCAAAAUGCUAAACACACAUGCUUGGGGUUAGAAACCAAAAACUCUAUGGUAACAGUGAAGUGGGCAUGCUAUGCCUUACUAGAGGACAUAAGGGCUAAUAAUGACAUCCCAGGUAAGGCUUUGAAUGAGCUUUUGUGGUCCAGAUAUGGUGUUGAAAUGGCACAAACAAGCUUGUAUAGGGUGAGGAACAUGGCCUUGAGUAUCAUUAAUGGUGGGAAUGAUACAUCAUAUAGUGCAUUGCCAUCUUAUUGUGAUGUUAUCAAAUCAAAAAAGAGGGUAUCUCUGGAUGCCCUUUUUUCUGGUUGUAGAAGUGUUAUUAGAGUGGAUGGGGCUCAUUUAAAGGGUAAUUAUGGUGGUGUUUUGUUAUCUGCAAUUGCCCUUGAUGGCAACAAUGAAAUGUUUCCAGUGGCAUGGGGAAUUGACAAGGCUCUCAAUGAUUUGUGGCCUAAGGUGCAAAGAAGGUAUUGUUGCAGACACCUUAGUGCCAACUGGAAGAAGUGUUUUCCUGGACCUAAGUUAUGGCAACUGUUUUGGCUAGCAUGUGGGGCCUUCUCAACCUUCACAUUUGCAAAGGCCAUGAAUGAGAUUGAAAAAAACAAACCUGAAACAAGGAAAUGGCCUGCUGAUUUGGGUCCACAUGAGAGAUGGACAAAACAUAAAUUUGAUCCUGAAUUGAAGUGUGACAUUAACAAGACAAAUUUUUUGGAAAGCUUCAAUGCAACCCUAGGAACUGACAGGUCUUGCAGGGCUUUCAUAUUUAGUCCAGAGGAGUAUGCGGUGGUGGAGGGUAAAUCAACUCUAUCUGUCAGUUUGAACCAACACACAUGCCUUUGCAAUGUGUGGCAACUCACUUGCAUACCAUAUAGGCAUGCAAUGAGAGCCAUUCUUCAUGAAGGUCUUGAUCCACAAUCAUUGGUUCAUGAUUGGUAUUCAGUAGAGAAAUAUAAGUUGGCCUAUCGUCACAGCAUUAAACCUAUCUCUGACCAGGAUAAUUGGCCAGCUACUGAACACCCUACUAUACUACCUCUUGUGCUCAAAAGAGGUGUUUGUAGGCCUUAUAGGAACAGAAAGAGAGGUGAUGAUGAAGAGAGGAAGGGAAAGAGGAUCAAGACAAUAAAAUGUGGAAGUGAGGAGAUUUUGGUCACAACAAGGCCACUUGCAAGGGAGGGGCAACAAAAAAACAAAAGGCAGCAAGAAACACUGAUGAUGCUUAAACUUCCAAGAGCAACGGAACGUCAGUAG
This is a messenger RNA of Amaranthus tricolor (Joseph's coat), 1764 nucleotides long. RefSeq lists its product as uncharacterized. Gene Ontology annotation, molecular function: zinc ion binding. The record is from RefSeq and is a predicted model, not a curated record. Lineage: Eukaryota; Viridiplantae; Streptophyta; Magnoliopsida; Caryophyllales; Amaranthaceae. The transcript has 4 exons. Bases 1 to 1764 code for a protein of 587 amino acids.